AUGAGUGCCCACCUGGCCCUGCCGCCCUACCCGCCCUACCCGGGCGCCGUGAGGUAUGGCGACUAUUACUGGCCCCCUCCAGGCAGCAUGGACAGCGCCUCGGCGGAGGAGGUGCCCGCGGCAGACGCCCUGUCCUUCCCUGCGGCGGCGAAGACCCCUCGUCACACAGACGCCUCUCCAACUUCCUCCAGCUCUGGAACCCUCAUUCAGUACACCCCAGAUUCUGCCACAAGCCCCACCACGGAAGACCCAUCUCCACAUCCCUCCUCUCAGAAGAUCAAGGAGGAAGGUGAAGGUGGGGUGAAGAAGGCUAAGAGCCGUACAGCUUUCUCUCAGGAGCAGCUGCAGACCCUGCACCAGCGGUUUCAGAGCCAGAAGUACCUCAGCCCCCAGCAAAUUCGGGAGCUGGGCUCAGCCCUGGGGCUCACUUACAAGCAGGUGAAAACAUGGUUUCAAAACCAACGGAUGAAGUUUAAACGCUGUCAGAAGGAGAGUCAAUGGGUGGAAAAAGGAACGUAUCUACCACAGAAUGGGUUUCAUCAAGCUGCCUGUCUGGAUAUGACACCUACAUUUCACCAGAGCUUUCCUGUUGGUGCAAGCAGAAACUUUCAUGCUGUAACUAAUGUCCACCAGGCUUACAGUAGUGGCCAGACAUACGGGAAUGGGCAGAGCCUGUACCCAUUCAUGGCUGUGGAGGAUGAUGGGUACUUUGGAAAAGGUGGGACAAGCUGCACUACCCAGCAAACCAUGGGUUUAUUAAGCCAACAGAUGAACUUCUAUCAUGGCUACCCUACCAAUGUGGAUUAUGCCAGCCUGGAGUCAGAUGAGACCUACAGCUUCCAGAGCACCUCUGAUGGCAUUGCACAGUUCUCGGGGUCUCCCAUACGGCAUCAGUACCAGGCCCCCUGGCAUCCCCUGGGGAGCCAGGACGGUUAUGAGUCUUAGGUCCAAGUAUUUUUUCCUUUCUCAGUAUUCUCUCAAUUUCUAGGGUCUUCAUCCAGAGAUCCAGUUUUGAUUCCUUUCUUUUUCUUUCCCCCCUCUUUGUCCCUAACCCAGUUCUAUUCAUUUGUACAGCACAAAACCCUGCUGCCUUGGUCUUUUCUGAAUAAGGGUAUUUGUCUGUGCAUAGCUGACAUCUGGCAAGGGUGGCUUAUAUUGUCCGCUGUCCAAGCCCCACCUUUGCUGCCUCUUCAGCAGGUGAUUUUUCCAGUCCUGGCCUUGGGUAUCUUGCAGCAGAACUUUGCUCUAGAGGAGAAUGUUCUGUGCUUCAGCAUGUUUAUGUUAAAAAUGUACUGUGGUAGCACAGGUCAUGCCUGCUGGUUUGUCUAAUUUCUGUUGUGACUUCAGUCAGCUGGUAAAUUCUUUAUUUGGGUCCUUUCCUCUGUCACUAAAGAGCAAAAUGAGAUCAUUUAAUCUUGGACAACUUGAUCCAAAGUUAAUUUGGCUCUUCCUCCUAAUGGGUGGGGUCAGUAUCUGCCUGUCCUUGGCUGAGGGGAGGGAAGGAGCACAGGAAAAAAAGUGGGAGAGUGUAAGGCCCUUAGAAAACUUCCCUGUGGUGCCCAAAGCUGUUAACUUUAUUUUUUGUGCCUGUUGGUGCAUUCAAGGUGGUGUCUCUGGAUUUGUUUUCUCUGGAUAUGUUCUCACACAGUUUAGAUCUUCCCCUUCCACCUCUUGGUACCCUGGAGUGCUAUUAGGGUACCCUAAGGAAGUGUGAGAAGUGUCUUAGGUCUAGCCAUCCUUUGAGUGAUGAGAACAGUUUGCAUAUCAGUACAUGAAGGUCCCCUAGCACUUCACAAAGACAGCACCACUAGAAUGCAGCUUUACCUGGGGUAAAGUGAAGCAGUUAAGGAAGAUUUUGUUGUUUUGUGUUUAAUGUUACUUAACCUGGAAUCUGGAUAUAGAGGAAGAAAAUCCUAUUGGGUCCCAGUGAAGUCAGCAUCCUAAGGGCUGGACCAGGAUGGUUUCCUAUUCCCUUGUUUUAUCCCUGUUUUAAAGAGUGUAAGCUAGUAAGAUUUUUAUCCCUUUCCCAGAACUUAGUUGGGUAUCUUUUAUAUUAUUUUACUGAAAAGGGCACUGGCUACCUCAUCUGAUAUCAGCGUGCAAAUUCUGGAUAAGUGUGGAGAGAAACCUAUCUAGACAAGGUGAAGGAGAAAUCCAAUGAUUUUUUUCAGUAUUUUCUUGUAAGAGAACAAUGAUCCCUGACAGUAUUGAGAAACUGGAUUUCAUAUCCAACCUGUGUGUGAAACUGACUUUUUAAUGGAAUGUGGAGCUACAGAUUCCUGUCUGCCACUGUCUAAGAAUGUAAAAUGAGGGUAUGAGGUAGUGAAAGUGUAGAUAGUUCUGUGGUAGGGCAGGUUUGUUGAUGCACAAUUCUUACUGCAAUCCUCCCCUCUUAAUACUUGCACAAGGAUUGUGUAUUGUAGUUGAACUUUGAUUGCAAGUAAGUUUACCGUUGCUCUAGAAUCAUAUUUUUCUGCAAUAUAUUUUGUAUAUUUUUUGCAGUGAUUUUGAUUUGGUUUUUAUUACUUUGUUUCUACUUAAUGUUUUUACAAACGUGUCUGAACUGAAAAUAAAUGACACUAUUUUAAUGUUCAAAGUAA
Nothoprocta perdicaria is the source of this 2600-nucleotide messenger RNA. Its product is annotated as homeobox protein NANOG-like. The transcript has 4 exons. The record is from RefSeq and is a predicted model, not a curated record. Gene Ontology annotation, molecular function: RNA polymerase II cis-regulatory region sequence-specific DNA binding; DNA-binding transcription factor activity, RNA polymerase II-specific. Gene Ontology annotation, biological process: regulation of transcription by RNA polymerase II. NCBI's taxonomy places the organism in Eukaryota, Metazoa, Chordata, Aves, Tinamiformes, Tinamidae. Bases 1 to 945 code for a protein of 314 amino acids.